ACAAUUUGUGGUCACAUUCCGUAUGGGGCCAAGUGUGACUUUGAGUCUGGACUCUGUGGAUGGUACAACAUUGUGGGCCUAGACCAUCAGAACUGGACCAGGCAUCAUGGGUCAACCAAGUCCACAGGAACAGGACCUAGUGUGGACCAUACUUUGGGAACUGAAGAAGGUUACUACUUUUAUUACGAGACAUCAGGAAUUGGAACAGGUGAUGAGGCAUACAUGAGGAGCCCGGUGUUUGAAGCUCCGCCCGCUACUACCAGAAAUAGGACCAAUCCCCUGUACAAGGCAUGCAAGUUUCGCUUUGCGUACCACAUGUAUGGUAUGGAGCCCAGCACGCUUAAAAUCUUUGCCAUCUCUGCAGAAAAUCCAGACAUUUCAAGUCAACUCUUUAGCGAGUAUAAUAGGGACAUCGAUAGAUGGGUAGAAAUUGUUCAGCCAAUGCCUGAUGUUAUUUCAGACAGAUACUUUAUACAAAUUGAAGCGACAAGGGGUAGAGGCUGGAAGGGGGAUGUUGCCAUUGAUGACAUCUCGCUCAGCCCAGAAUGCUUUGAGAAAAACAACACUUCUGUAGGGUCAACUGCAGGGUACACCAACACAUGGUCUUCAGGCCCAAGGACUGCCAACAUGACAUCAUACCCCACCCCCAGCAAAGUCAUGACAGAUCCAACCAGUGGAGUAAAAACCACUGUGGCGACCACUGUUAAAAAGGAUCCCGUUCCAAACGUUAACUUCACCUUCACAACCUGCGGCACCCAUGGACCUUAUGGACCAACCCAAGCUAGAUGUAUUGCAGCCUACCGCUACACUAACCUGACAGUCAGGGUGCUUAAUCAUGAAGAUUCCAUUGCAUUGGCAGGGGUGCAAGUCUGGACAGCACCAGAGACGAGGCUCUACAGUAUAACUGCCUAUGGUGCUAGCGGAGGGGCCGGUACGCUUAUUUUGCGCUAAUUUUUAAACCAUGGGUUAAAUGUAAACCUCCUUUGUGAAUUUGGGCCAUAAAGUCUACAUUUGCAAAGACUAUGUGGUAGAAAUGCCAGUUUGUUUUGAUAAUAUUUUGAACAACUCAAUUCCUCUCAAUAAAUGGAGCAUGGUAUUGUAACAAAAAUAGGACUGUGUGCAAAGCAAUUUUGUUGUUGUACUCAU
This is a messenger RNA of Strongylocentrotus purpuratus (purple sea urchin), 1146 nucleotides long. Its product is annotated as ALK tyrosine kinase receptor. The coding region runs from base 223 to 951 and encodes 242 amino acids. Gene Ontology annotation, cellular component: membrane. The record is from RefSeq and is a predicted model, not a curated record. Lineage: Eukaryota; Metazoa; Echinodermata; Echinoidea; Camarodonta; Strongylocentrotidae. The transcript is spliced from 7 exons.